This is a messenger RNA of Closterium sp. NIES-65, 681 nucleotides long. The record is from the annotation of a GenBank genome assembly. NCBI's taxonomy places the organism in Eukaryota, Viridiplantae, Streptophyta, Zygnematophyceae, Desmidiales, Closteriaceae.
AUGUCGCUUCCUAGCACUAAAUCUGUUGCCUUUUUCCUGCAGACCUCCUGGCGACCGUCCGUCAAGUCACGCUCGCCGACGCUGUCACGCUCUUUGCGGUCUUGUCGCGAGGAGAGCUUUCGCGGGCUCCGACUCGCUCGCCGAGUCCCUCGCCGUCCAGAUCGUCUUGGCGACCGACGGCCGUCGAUUGACGCCAUUGACGCCACUGACGCCAUUGACGACAAUGACGCCAUUGACGCCACUGACGCCAUUGACGACAAUGACGCCAUUGACGCCGCUGACGCCGUUGACGACACUGACGCCAUUGACGCCACUGACGCCAUUGACGACACUGACGCCAUUGACGCCACUGGCGCCAUUGACGACACUGACGCCACUGACGCCACUGACGCCAUUGACGCCACUGACGCCAUUGACGCCAUUGACGCCAUUGACGCCACUGACGCCAUUGACGCCACUGACGCCAUUGACGCCACUGACGCCACUGACGCCAUUGACGCCAUUGACGCCACUGACGCCAUUGACGCCACUGACGCCAUUGACACCACUGACGCCAUUGACGCCAUUGACGCCAUUGACGCCAUUGACGCCACUGACGCCAUUGACGCCAUUGACGCCAUUGACGCCACUGAUGCCACUGACGCCAUUGACGCUCGCCGAGUCCCUCGCCGUCCAGGUUAA